Messenger RNA from Fopius arisanus, 1177 nucleotides. RefSeq names its product INO80 complex subunit C. Gene Ontology annotation, biological process: chromatin remodeling. The transcript is spliced from 5 exons. Gene Ontology annotation, cellular component: Ino80 complex. The coding region runs from base 280 to 657 and encodes 125 amino acids. The record is from RefSeq and is a predicted model, not a curated record. NCBI's taxonomy places the organism in Eukaryota, Metazoa, Arthropoda, Insecta, Hymenoptera, Braconidae.
GUUUUCGGUGUAUGCACUGAGUGCGAUUGAAAAAACGUAAACAAAUGGAAGUUGACGAGUAAUUUCCCUCCAAAACGUUUCGUCUGCGAUUUCCCAUGGAUUAAACCGGUCACCGUAUUUUUAACAAUUAAAAGGGGUUAUGUCUGAAUAUCAAAACCUAAUCAACUUUUUAAUUGUUAAAUGUCGGAUAACGGAUCAAUGAGUGGAUUUACAGAAAAAUGUCAGAAGAAAUAUUUAUUCACAAUUCCAUCAGCUUCAAAAAAGAUUAAAUACUGAAUCAUGGUGACUGAAGAGACCGUUGAACCUCCGAAAAAGCCUCCACCGUCGUUCAAAUCCUCGACCUUUCAGCAGACAUUCAGGCCGAUCUCUGUAUCAGGAAAGAAACGAACCUGGAAGUCAUUAAAACAAGUUCUAGCCCAGGAACGAACAUUACCCUGGCCCCCAGAGGCAGUUCACUACAGUUCAAUUAACGCUCCACCAAGCUUCAAACCUGCCAAAAAAUACUCAGACAUCUCAGGAUUACCUGCACGAUAUACAGAUCCCCAAACAAAAUUGUACUACGCAACGGCCGAUGAAUUUUCAACAGUGCGUAGUCUUCCAAUGGACAUAACAGCUGGGUACUUGGCCCUCCGUGGUGCAUCAAGUAUCGUAGGUUAAUAAAACGCCCAAAAAUUUCACAAUUGCUGCAAUUUAAAUCCAGAUUAUCCAUAAAUUAUUGUUCUCGUAAACUCCCAUUUUGAUAUUUCAUACAUUACACUCAUGUCGUUAAAAAAGUUUGUCCAUUACAAUUUAAUAAAUCUUAUUUACUGACGAAUCUACGCGUAAUAAUGGGAUGAUUGGAUGGGACAUUGGAUUCUCAUCGAUUCUAUUGUUCGCCCGGUUUUUUUGUUUUCGUUUUAUUAUCUUAAGUUACGUCAUUUGUCUAACCCCCCCCUGGCAUAUGUCACAAGAGUUGUCUCAGUUACAUAUUUUCAUGCAGAGCCCUUGUGGUACUCACAAUGGGCAUUGACUUUUGCUUAAAAUGUCCAUCGAGGCCUAACUUAAGAAUCACGCAUUCACGGUGUGCACAAUUACUUCUUUUUUUUUUGUCAUUCAAAAUGUUGUAACACGUUUUUGAGAGGAUUUAAAACGCUUUUUUUAUGGCUUUUAAUUUUAUUUAUCGAGUGUAUUUGGUCUG